UUUGCUCUCGCCCCCCUUUUUCGUUCCCGAAAUUCACGCUGAUACUGGGCUUUGUUACUGCCCACUCUUUCUCUAAUUUCUUUUCAUGGCGACAUUGACGAGGGUGAAGAGCGAGUCUCCUCACCACGAUCAGCCAUCUACGUUAUCGGGCACUAUCCCCGCUCCGUUCUCUCUCGAGGAACGCGCUCGAAUCCUCGGCCAGCACACUUCCGAAGGACAACAUGAACCACAAACCUCGUUCCGAGAGGAUGCGCAAACGACAGUCGAAGAUCAGCCGCUCGCAUCGUCCAGCAGCACGACUCAAGACGUGAUCCCCUCGAUAGCGUACGUACAAAAUUCGGCCCUCAUGACGCUCAACGACCUACUCUCUUCCUCACCCGAAUGGCGCACCAUCGUCCCAGACCGCCGACACUCCGUCCCCGCUCACGCGAGCUCGUCAAAGUCCAAGUCUGCCCCACUCGACUCGAUACAGCCCAAAGCCGCGCUCGAGACCCUGCUUUCUAACCUGCGCAGUCGCGAGAUGGAGGGUGGUGAUGGUGGCGGAGAGAUGGUGGAAUCACGGAUGCCGACGGAUGAGGCCGGUAUGCUAUACGAACUCCAACACCGAAUCGAUACCCUCGUUCCGUCCCUCUCAGCCGAGAACGCAGAACUCGCCGUAACACUAACAUCCCUCCUAUCCCACCUAAACCGCCUGUCCGCCAUCGACCUCUCACCCACAUCGUCUCCACCCCCAUCAUCGGGAUCAUUCCACGACUCUGAUUUCUCGGCUGAUGUGUUCGACACGCUUUCGAGACAACUGAGCGACUUUCAAUUCCAGAGACUUGCUGCUCAAAGAACUGAUGUGCCCGAAGAAGGUCUGCCGCCUGUCGUUGCUGUGGAGAAGGCGCUGUUGUGGACGAGGGUGGACGAGAAUCUCGAGACUGUGCUUAGGCUUUGCAGGCAGCGGACGGAGGGUAUUCCUCGUCAGGAUUAUCUACCCCCGCAGUACGAUAUCGGAGACUACGAACUCGAUUCGGAGGGUCCGCCGGAGUACGACUAUGGGAGUGCGAUAGCAUAUCAGGAGAAAGAGAAGGUACAGGCAUCGUCUUCGACGGCGCCGCCACAGCAGGACUCGAACACGAAAGAUUUGAGCGAGAAGAUGCGGUUGGAUUUGGACGCGGUUACGAUGGCUAUCGAUCGGCUGUAUCUCGUCGCUCCGCAACUGCAUAAUCAACGCGUCGAAUUACGGUCGUCGAAGCGGGAGGAGCUGGAGAGAGCGGCGAGGUCUGCGGGGCCUUCGUCGCAUGAUUUGCAGAAGAGGAAGGAGAGGGAGUUGGACGACUUGCUUGGGAAGAUCGGAAAGGCGUCGGAGAGGAAACUCGUGAAUCAGACGGUUGUGCUGGAGGGUGGGAUGAAGAUGCAGAUGGAGAGGGCCCGUCAGCGAGACGUGCAGAAGCGCCAAGAAUUCGUAGAGAAGCUCAUGGAACACUCCGCCGGUGGUCGUCUGAACUCACAAGACGCAACAUUCACCCUCCCGAAAGUCAAAGACCCACACGCCCUCCUCACCCUCCCAGAAUUCAUCCGCGAAUCCGUCCCCAAGUCGAUGGAAGCCCCUCCCGAUCCACAACAGAUGAUGACUCUCCCCGAAUUCGUGCGAGAUUCGCAGCCGAGUACGAGUAGCAGCAGUCCGCCUUCGUCAGCAGUGCCCGAGCGUCUGUCUCGUCGCAAGUCGAGCAAAGGCCUCCGGAGCAGGAGUAUGUCUGCGCCAGCUCUAAAUUGGUUGAGGCCACGGACGUCUUCUGAAGCUACCCGGCCAAAGUCCAACCACCAGAGUCGACCCACAUCCAGUUCAUCACGGCCAACAGAGCUGGACGUCGUCUAUGUUGCAGAGCACCACGACAACCUUCACCAUAUCCUCGCAUUCCUGACCGUCUCCGGUACAACCCCCGGUGUCCCCCUCGAAGCCGAAGUCCUCGACUCUUCACCACCCCGCCUCAUCCUCCGCUCUUCUUCCACCAUCUCACCUCCCCUGUCUCUCCCUGCCCACUGCCCACCCGGUCCACGCGAAGUCAGAGCCCACGAAACACACUACGAAAUCAAACUCUCCACCGCCGCCACCGUCCACACCCCUACCACCCCCUCCGCCUCCGCCCCCUCUUCCCUCCCCCUCAUCGACGCAACCCAACUCCUCUCCACCUCCCCCACCUCCUUCAUCUGCGCCUCCUGCUCGCUCCCGCUCGUCCAAAGCGCGAAAAUAACGCGGUACGACGACCUCCCGAGCGAACAUUGGGGCGAACUCGUCGAUGCGUGGAUGUGUCAUGCGGAUCAGGGGUUGAACGAGCAGGUCGCGAGGCAUGCGAAGGGGGGCUUUUGGCCGGAGAGGGGGCAGGCGCUUGUUGGGGGGAGUUAUAUACUUUUUGAGGAAGGUGCGGUGAUGAGGAGUAAUUUGUGGACGGCGGGGAAUGUUAAGCAUGAAGAAGACUGGAAGUCCGUGCGAUGCAUAUGUGGAUCGUAUGCCGGGCGCUGUCAGGACUACACGAACACGGAGGGCGAGAAAGUCGUCGUGUACAGGCUCGUCAAGUAUGCUAUCCGGCCUGUAAGCCUUUCGGCCGAGUUGAAACGUAUACCGCUAUCUGCGUUCAUCGUAGAAGAUAUGAUGGAGUAUGUGCAGGCGCAUGCGACAUAUCGGUUCUACGUCGUGGAUGAGGAAGAGGAAAAGCCAAGAUUACUCGUGUGGCUCUUCAAACCGAAUAUCCGACUCUCCUAUCUCGCUCCUUCGUCAUAUUCCAUUCCUAGGAGGGGGACCAUCCAGGCUGCGAAAGUCCUCUUCAAGAUAUUGGGUCCAAGUCCUAGUUCACUUGAUAUAUCUACUGUCUUGGAGGAAUUCCCCGGAUUUCCACAAGCAGAGCAGUUGCUAUAUCCCAUGGAAGUCUGCCGGAGGCUCGCGAUUGUUCUCCGGGAGAGCAAUAAGUGUUAUCCAGAGCCGAUGAGGACGAUGACGGGGCUUGAUGUUGGGUGGUUGCUUCGCGCGUGAAGUCUUGGGAAUCUGUACUGGGUACGGUCGUCCUUCUUGACGUUGGAUCCCUCGUUUGUCGUGCACCUUUUUUUGCCCUUUCCUUUGGUUGACGGUUAGACGGAGGGGUAUACGUAUAAUUCGGUAGAAAAUAUGCAGUAUACAGUGUUGCUCUCAGAGUCUGAUCCAGCUUCCCUCCUUAUCGAUUCCUUCCCCUGGACCUAUACCGCCUGACCUUUGAAUUCGCCGUACACUCUACAACUCAUUGUUCUUUCCCCUUUUUCUUGUCACAUCUAGGUAUUUAUCACAAUUUCUUAUGUCUGCUUGCUCAC
This is a messenger RNA of Stereum hirsutum FP-91666 SS1, 3324 nucleotides long. RefSeq lists its product as uncharacterized. The transcript is spliced from 8 exons. Lineage: Eukaryota; Fungi; Basidiomycota; Agaricomycetes; Russulales; Stereaceae. Gene Ontology annotation, cellular component: cytosol; ubiquitin ligase complex; nucleus. Gene Ontology annotation, biological process: protein monoubiquitination; protein autoubiquitination; protein polyubiquitination. The record is from RefSeq and is a predicted model, not a curated record. Gene Ontology annotation, molecular function: ubiquitin protein ligase activity; cyclin binding; ubiquitin conjugating enzyme binding. The coding region runs from base 86 to 3013 and encodes 975 amino acids.